AUGUUUGAAUUAAUAAAAGUCGUUACAUGUUUAAGCUAUAAACUUCAAGUCUAUAGUCACGAAAUUAUGCCAAAUCUCAGUCCUGGUGAAAUCGUUGCAGUAUUUUAUAAGAAAUGGAACAAGUGGAUUCGAGCAAAAAUUUCUGGCUCAAAAGAAGAAUCAAAAACUCUUAAAUUGUUUCUUAUUGAUCAUGGCCAUUACAUCCACUUUGAUGCUAGCAAAAGUGAAUCAAAAAGUCUUCAAAAAAUUCCCAAACACCUCAAAAUGGUUACUCCAAUUAUACUUCAAGGUUCACUGGGACUUACGUCUGUUCAAAUCGUCAAAGACCGAGCUACAUUAAAAGACAUUUCGGAUCCUGUCAAAGUUUGGGAUCAUAAAGCAAUCGAGUUUGUUAAACGCUUUCAUGAACAUCGUGAUUGUUAUGAUUUCUCAUUCUUGUUGCAAGAAAAACGCUCUGAUCAUAUUCAUGUUGGUGAAUUAAUUGCAAAUAAUAGAAAUAGACCGGAAAUUAUUUUAAUCGGAGAUAAAUUAAUAUCAAACGGUUUUGCAGUUAAAGAUAACAUGAAAGAUUCUCAUUUGAAACCCACGAAGCAACAAGUUCUUUUGAAUUCCAAUCCAGAUCAAGUUGAUAAUAAAAAGAAAUCGUCAAAAAUGUCCGAUUUUUCUUCCAAAUACAACAAAAAAGAAGAAACUGAAAUGCUUAAUAAUUCUGAAGCUCUUUGCAAUAUUCAAGACAUUUCCAUUCGUAAACCUAGACUUGAAAUAUUUAAGCCAACAACAGAAUCUAAAGAGCCAUUUACAUCAAUCACGGACAUUUUUCUCUAUGGGAAAAACCAAAAAAAAGCUUAUGAAGCUUUUAAUGAAGUUCCAAAAGAAUGGAAAAACAAAGAAAAAUUAUCCGAAUCAUUUGGAAAACUUCAGUCAUACAUUUGGCCUCAAAUUUAUUCUGAUCUUCCUGUCAUGAUUGUAAAUGAUAACAAAAAUUCCUCUCAUUUACUUUACCUUCCACCAUUAAUCAAUUUGAUUGAGAAAAAUCGAAGAAAUAUUGAAUCCGAUGGAAUGGGACCGAUUGCCAUAAUAGUGACGAAAUCAGUAGCUGACGUGAAAGUUAUUUUCAAUUAUUGUUCAUUUAUGUUUCCUGAUUUAAUGAUUGUUGAGUUGGUUAAAAUGAUGGACAAGAAAGUUGAAAUUAUCAAUGGUUGUGAUUUGCUUAUAUCAACACCGGCAGCAUUUAAUCGUUUGAUUAAAGGAGUUUCUUUUAAUAUUAUCGAUAAAAAUCGAAUAAAGCAUUUGGUCUUGGAUAGGGUUGACGAGAUACUCGCUGAAUUUAAGAAUGAAUUAAAAUCAGUCAUGAAAUAUUGCACGAAUGGCUCAUCAAAUACUGAAAAGAACCCUCAAAUUAUUGUCACAGCAAGUAUGUGGACUAAGCAUUUGGAAUAUUUUAUGAAUUCAUUCAAUCAAAAUAAGCUCAUUUUAUGCAUCAAAAAUUUCAUAGAAGUUGCGGCAUUUAUUGGGUGCAAAAUGAAGCUUGAAUUGAGUUUGGAUAUUAAACACAGAAUUUUUAAACUGGCAAAUGAACUCAAGAAAGAAUUUGAUGAAAAAACUGAGAAAAAAAUUCUUGUAGUUGCAAAGACUGAAAAAAAUCUUACAGAAUUAUCAAAGGAGUUGAAGGAGCUCGGCAUAAAUUUCCAAUUUGUUGAUGAGAAAAAUUACAAUAACUUUGAAGAAUGUUUUGGACUUCUUUUGAUAUCAGAUCGGAUUCUUGAUAAAGCCAAGAUCAGAAACGUCGAACACUUAAUUCAUUUUGAUUUCACAAAUCGGAAUUCAUUCUCUCGACGGUUCGAUUCGAUGGCUGAAAAUUUUUAUAAAAUGGCUGAGAGUAAGAUAAAAAAUCCCUCAAUUUCUUCUACAAUCUUUGUUUCCGAUGAAAACACUUCUGAACUUACCAAACUCAUCAAGUUUUUGAAUGCAGGAAAGAUUUGGAAUAUACCUGAAAAUAUCCUGAAAACUGUUGAGAAAAUCAAUAAUUACAAUGAGCUUUCGAAAAGUGAACAAAAAGUUCGUAUUUGUGAUGGCGUCUGGCAGUAUGGAAGCUGUAAGGAUUCUUUGUGCUUAUUCCGUCAUCAUCUUUUCAAAGAGUUGGAUCAACCAUCAGCUCAUCUCAUUGAUGAAAGUGUCAUAAAAUUUGAAAUUAUGUCAAUUAGAAACCCAACUAGUUUCAUAAUUAAAAUCAUCUCACAUAACAUCUCACAUAGCAAAAUGAUUUCUUUGGAACAGGAAAAUAAAAAAACUGAAAGUUUUCUUGAUGAGGACUUUCAGGAAUUUUUUAAUGAAAAAGAAAAGCAACAGAGAACUGAACUAAAAGUCGGACAAACUUAUGCAGUUUUUACUGAUUCUAAAUGGCAUCGAUGUGAACUUAUUGAAAUUACGAAUAAAAAAAUUGUCAAAGUUUAUUUGAUUGACAUCGGAGUUGAAAUUCCAUGCAAUGAGUCGAAACUUUUUCAACUUCCUAAUCGAUUUAUGAUCAUCAAGCCUUUAAUUUGUAAACUGAAAGUUUUAAAUCUUGUUCCAAUCGAUAGAGAAAGGUUUUGGGAUUCAGAUGCCAAUGCUGAAAUAUCAAAUUUAAUUAAAUUGAGUAAGAUCUUCAUCUGCAGAAUUCAAAUGGCGGUUCGUGAUAUUUUAUUCACGGAAUCUUUUGAUGCUGUUGAUGACAAAACUGGAGUGCAUAACUUGAGACUUCGAAAGAAAAUGCUUGAGAUGAACAUUUGUUCAGUUGACGAAAGUGUUGGAGAAAAAUUACGAAGCAUAAUUAAAGAUGUUGGAAUUCUUUAUGAUACAAAAGAUCUUCGAAAUGAUUCUGCAAAAGAAAAUUCUUCAGAAAAUUAUGAAAAAAUUUGUGAAAUUGAGAAUUGGAAGCAACUCAGCUUCAAGUCUUGCUACAAAAUUAAAAUCACUCACUUUAUAAAUCCCGAAUCAUUUCUCGUCAUUCUUCCAUCUUCAAGUAACAAAGUUUUAGAAAACGCUUUGAAGAAAAUUGAAAAUUUCAAUCUUUGCGAGCCUUUAAGGAAAUUUGAAAUUGGCGGCGUUUGUGGAGUUCAUCGUGAAAUAUUUUAUCGUGGCAAAAUAAUUCAACUUGGAAGUGUAGAUGAUGAUGAUGACAUUCAAGUAUUGUUAGCUGAUUAUGGAGAUGUAAUCAAAUGUAAGAAGUCGGAAUUAAUGGAACUUCCAAAUGAAUUAGCAUCCAGAAUUUCAUUUCAAGUCAUUCAUUGUCGAAUGGUUGGCGUCCGACCAAAGUUCAACAUGAAAUUGUGGCCGCAACUUCAACGUCAAUACAUUAUGAAUCUCAUUAGUGAAUAUGAUGAAUUGUUGAAGAUUUGCGUUAUAAAACGAAAUGAGAAAGGACACGAUAUGAGUAAAUUAGGAAUGAAUUCUUACGAUGUCCUUCUUUUUGAUUUUCGAAAUGGAUCGCAUAUCGAUGACAUAAUUGUGAAUAAAAAGUUUGCUGAUCGCGAGAAAAUAAUGAAUUGUGAAGAAAUUAACGCAAUAAUUGAGAGUGAAGUUAAUGAUAAUUGUUAUGAAAUGGUAACAAAUGGAAAGCAAGACAAUGAAUUGUCGGAAGAUCAAAAAGAUUAUCAUUUGGAAAUUUUGAAAAGAUUACUUGAAAAUAAAUUAGCCGAAAAUUCUCCAAUCGAAGAAAAACAGGGAAUUGUUGAAAAAACAUACGAAAAAAAUCCUUCUUUAAGUCCAUCAAAGCCUGACGAAUUGCCUCUGCAGAAAGUUGUGCCGAUGAAUUAUAUUUAUAAACAGCCUCGAAUUGACUGGUGGCAGAACGAUGUUGUCGUUUAUCUUUUGAUAUCAGCAGUCGAUUGUGAGAAUUAUAGCUUAAUGCUUUCCAGAUUUAAAGGAAAUUUCACUGAUAAUUUCGAUUACGAAGAUUUAUUUGAUGAUGAAGAUGAAUUUGAAAUAUCAGAUAAUGGAGCAAAAAUGAAAUUAGAGAAAGAUGAGAAACACAAAUGGCAAACAAAAAUGAAAGAACUUGAAACAAAAUUGCAUGAAAUUGAAUGUGAAAAUUCACAAUUAAGCAGAAAAAAAAAAAAAUGUUUACUGGAAGAAAGUUCGAGGAGAAAUUCUGAUGAGCUUGAAAGGCUGAAAUCAAACCUCAUUGACAGUCAAGGUGUUGUUCAAGAGGAGCACAAUCGGUUAGCUGAAACAUCAAGAGAUCUUGAAGAAAGAAUCAAAUAUUAA
Molecule: messenger RNA, 4245 nt
Organism: Clunio marinus
Lineage: Eukaryota; Metazoa; Arthropoda; Insecta; Diptera; Chironomidae
Source: the annotation of a GenBank genome assembly